Messenger RNA from Physcomitrium patens, 1296 nucleotides. RefSeq lists its product as uncharacterized. Gene Ontology annotation, molecular function: RNA binding. Lineage: Eukaryota; Viridiplantae; Streptophyta; Bryopsida; Funariales; Funariaceae. Gene Ontology annotation, cellular component: nucleus. The record is from RefSeq and is a predicted model, not a curated record.
UGCGACUGUAGGCUCUUUCGCGGCGUCGCCACCCCUACUCGUGGGCCGCAUCACUCAUAUCUGUGCCCUGCCCUGCACUGGUGACGCCUCUGGUCUCUGUCUUGCAGCACAUCCCUUUCCUCUCGUCUUGUGUUUCCGUUUACGCCUCUCGUACGGUCUAUGUUGGAUCAGGUGCUUCAGUUCAGAUUAAAUUGCGCGGUGGAACGAGUCUGGAAGCUCUGAUCCUAAUUUAGGGUGGAGUUGGGGGUGGUGGUAUUGGAGUUUUUGCGAGCGUGUGAGCGGCACUUAAUUGUUUCGCUCUAUGGCGGAGCUUGCGAACGGUACGAGUGAAGUGCAGCCCAUGGCUGUGAAUGAUGAGCAGGGGGAUGUUUCGCCGGCUCUGGAUUUUGUGCCACCGCCGAAACCACAAUUUGGGGCUUUGUCGGCGCAUGAAAUGAAUGGAGGCAAGUUCGAGUUUCGGAAGGUGUUCGUGCCGACGCAUCGAUUUACGCCGCUUAAAGAACAUUGGAUGGAGAUUUAUACACCUGUAUUCGAGCAAAUGAAGAUUGACAUUCGGAUGAACUUGAAGGCCCGCAAGGUUGAGCUGAAGACCAGACGAGAUACGCCAGAUACUGGUUCCAUUCAGAAGUGUGCUGAUUUUGUACAUGCUUUCAUCUUGGGGUUUGAUAUACAAGACGCAAUUGCACUUCUAAGGCUGGAUGAUCUGUAUGUGGAAUCUUUCGAGAUCAAGGAUGUGAAGACGUUGAAAGGUGAACAUCUGUCUCGUGCCAUCGGCAGGUUGUCUGGAAAGGGUGGCAAGACGAAAUUCGCUAUUGAGAAUUCCACUCGCACUCGCAUAGUCAUAGCUGAUACCAGAAUACAUAUAUUAGGCUCCUUUGCUAAUAUUCGAGUGUCGAGGGAUGCUUUAUGCAGUUUGAUUCUAGGAUCUCCCGCAGGGAAAGUCUACUCGAAGCUCAGAGCUGUGUCCAGUCGUCUAGCAGAGAAGUUCUAGGUUCAUGCUGCUUAGUCAAUUUUCUUUUUCUCACUGCCAAUUUUCGAGUUUACCAAAGCACCGAUUCAUAUAUUGGUGCUGCAGUUGGUUGCGUAAACAACUGGGUAGGUGAUAAGUAACAUGAUAAACUGCGAUGUAUGAAUCUAAAAUCAAUUUCGGUUCGUUCAAUCUUCGAUCAGUAGCAUCCUCUUAUUGUGUGUUCUCAUCCACUAUCUUUGGUAGGAAAUUCGUGGUCUGAACCCUGUAUUUAUGAAUAUAGUUUAUCUGUUGUGCACAUGGCCUUAAUGAUGCAAUUAUUUUCUUAA